AUGGAGAAUAUAGAUUUUACACCUAACUCCCACCUAGCUGCAAUUUACUACAAUCAAGGCAAUUCAAAUCUGUUCAGAAUCAAUGUUGAUGUUACACUAGUUGAUCUGAAGAAUCAACUGACCGAACUCAGCUGCCGUCUCCACGGACUAGAUCAAAGAAGGGUGACGGAAGUAGUUUAUCGUCGUCCGUCAGUUUGCUCAGAUGGAAAGUUGUUAUUGACCAAGAUGAAACUUCACAACGACGAAGAUGUCAUAUCAAUGAUGUCUAUUUUUUCUCAAUUCAUGACAAAGGGACCGAUCGAGCUAGACGUUAAUUUGGUUAGAUCCGUGGAAGAUAUUUUGGCAAACAUGGUUGCACCCGGAGAUGGUGAAGUUGAAACAAUUAAUUUAGCCGAUGAUUUUUAA
Messenger RNA from Trifolium pratense (red clover), 405 nucleotides. RefSeq lists its product as uncharacterized. The transcript has a single exon. NCBI's taxonomy places the organism in Eukaryota, Viridiplantae, Streptophyta, Magnoliopsida, Fabales, Fabaceae. Bases 1 to 405 code for a protein of 134 amino acids. The record is from RefSeq and is a predicted model, not a curated record.